AUGAGGAGCGUCAGGAGGCGAGUGCCUCGCGUAGCCCGCGGGGAAGGACGCAGAGGCAGCAGCCGGGACUGGCACUCCACACCUCCCUCGCUGCUCCGGACCAACACCAGCAUCGAGGGGGUUACCGACACCGAGCAGAUUCGAGUUACCUACGGUUCCGGGAGGCUGCCGGCUCCGGCCAGGGCGGGCAGCGCCCACUCGCCGCGCAGGCCCCGCUCGGCACAGCCCAGCCCCUGCCCCGCUCCCGACAGCCCGAGGCGCUCCCCCACUCCCUGCCCGGCUCUCCAGGGCGCUCCCCUCCGCAGACCGGGAAGGGCCGGGCGGCCGCGCUGUCCCCCCGGGGUGGGGAGUAGGACCCCGCACGGGCUCGGGAGCGCGCAUCCCUCUCCCCCGGCUGCCCCUGCCCCUCACGCGGCCGCACGCAUCAACGGCCCCACCGCGCGCCCCUCACCUGCGGAGCCGCUGCGCGCGCGCCGCACAAGCCGCCGCCGCCACCGCACAGGCACGUCCGCAGCGCCGCGCGAGCUGGAGGCGGGGCCGCCGCGCAUUCGAACCGGCCGCCCGGCCGUGCUCCGCCAAUGGCGCCGAGCCGGGCCCGUUCAAAGUGACCAAUCAGCGCGCUCCGCGCCAAAAUUAAAAAAGAUUAGUCGCUAUGCUAUCCCAGUUUGUGGAAGAAGGGCUGGGGACAUAAUUAGAGAGGCACCUGUGGGCCCUGCUCAGCGAAUGUUCUGCCACCCACAGCCUUCCUCCACUGGUACCCAGGAAAGUGGUACUACAGCAGAGCACACCCCGCCGUCUCCAGGUGAGCCGCGGUGCAGGUGGGGGUGGCUGAGGGGGUUCCUCUGGCAGCGGCCGUUCUCCCGGUUUUCCAACGGGGCGGACUUCGGGGCGCUGUCCCCGCCCUGUGGCACCUCCGGCGCAGCCGGCCCCGGGCACGGGGCGGGACGGGGCGGCGGCGGUCCUGGAGCUAGCGCGCCUGCCCCCCGUGCCCUGCCCGCCGCGGGAGGAGAGCACGGCGGGCCUGGCCCCACCUGCGGGGGCGGUGGCGCGGACGGGACGGCCAGGCGCUGGCGUGAGCCUGGGACGGCUGUGCGAGGUGAGGAGCGCAGCCUUGGGAGCGCUGUAACAUGGCCUCCUCCUCCUUCCCCUCGCGUCCCGCGGCACGGGGCGGCAGGGACCAGGUGA
Molecule: messenger RNA, 1185 nt
Organism: Sturnus vulgaris (Common starling)
Lineage: Eukaryota; Metazoa; Chordata; Aves; Passeriformes; Sturnidae
Source: RefSeq, a predicted model, not a curated record